Messenger RNA from Nicotiana attenuata, 583 nucleotides. RefSeq lists its product as uncharacterized. Bases 128 to 475 code for a protein of 115 amino acids. The record is from RefSeq and is a predicted model, not a curated record. NCBI's taxonomy places the organism in Eukaryota, Viridiplantae, Streptophyta, Magnoliopsida, Solanales, Solanaceae. The transcript is spliced from 3 exons.
GUUUGUGCUUAUCCUCGUAUAUGUAGAUGACUUGCUAGUCACAAAAAAGAAUACUUGUUUAACGGGUAGGGGUAUUUUUGGAAUUCUGCAACCAGGGUACGUGUAGUCGUCUGCUCUAGGUUUUGACAUGUGCUUACAACACUGCAUUUUAGCUAACGCAAUUCUCAUCUUCACUGGAGGUUCCUCUGUGCUCUGUGUGAAAAUUCCCCAAAUUCCUCCUGCUUUCGUUCAUCUCCGUCCCUCUCCUCUAGCACUGUUAGAUUAUGUUGCAUUGUCCGUGGAGCUAUCCGGUUUCAAGAAUUAUUGCAAAAAGAGUUCAUCUCCGUCAAUUUCUUGUCUUAAUCGGCAAAAAAUUCUGCUUACCAGGUCAUAUAGUCUGAUGUUCGAUAAUUUAGCGGGUGGAAGAUUUCAAUAUGACGAAGAAUUGCAGAGAUUAUUUGAAGACUGUUAUUCGUUAAGAUUAGUUAUAUUAUAAUGACAUUAGCUAUUUACUUCAAACAUAUAAGUUUAUUUUUUAAGGUAUUGUGAUAUUAAUAUCUUGGAUUAGUACUUUCUUUUGUUUGUUAAGAUUUAACGAGAUAUA